AUGCGCUUGCAUUCCCAAUUUCCCAGACAACAUUUAGAGCUAAAAAAGACUAGAACACUUGAUAGAGGAGAACGAAGCUGCUUGGUUCAACAGACCGCAAGCAGGAUGGAGAUGGCGGUAGGGGCGGCUUCGAGGGUGGUGGUGCAACUGGUGCGUGGAGUCGUGGUCGUCUUGAAGGAUGCACUCCAGCUGCAAGGUGCUCGAGGGCUGGACCUUGAACGGCCAACGAGCGGAGACACGCCCUUGCACCAGGUACCGGAGCUGCCGCUUAACAUCUGCAUGGUAUCCGAGAUGUUCCUGCAGAUCCUUGCCACGGGGCUCGGCGCCCUCGCCUUGGUCUGGGCGACCGUCGUCCUGCUCGGCGGUUUCUCCACUUAUCUACACAAGGCUGAUUUCUGGGUCAUCACCGCUAUCGUCUUCAUCCAAACAGCCAGGGUCGUGGGCAUAAAUGUAAGCCCCGAGGCAGAAUUUUUCAACCAAGUUCCACAAGCAUUCCUCGAAUUGGGCGCCGAGCACUACACGAAAUGGGGGCGACGAAGACCCCUGACUGGCCGAGCAACUGGCCAAAACUUCGUUUACUAUCUCAUGCUGGCACUUGGAAGUGCAAGGGAUUUCAUAACCAUUGUGGCCUUCCUAGCAAUAUUGGUCCUUGCAGUUCCGAUGAUCGCAGGGUUAGGCUGCAUAUCACUUUCCAUCUAUCGUCUCGUUGCCCUCCUGUCGAGACAUCAUGGCAAUGACAAUGUGUUUCGUGCACUCAUCUUGUUCUAUGCUCUCGUGCUUCUCCAAGGUGGAUUGUUCAUCUUGUGGUUGUUUCUGAGGCUGUAUCGUUCUUAUCUUGCAAACCACGUGAGCUUCAAGUAUGGACUUGAGGACAAGAGAGAAUUGAUUGACAAAUAUAUGGGCAAAACCUUGAGCACGGCCAUAAAAAAUGGGGUGGCAGGUACCAUCAACAGGAACCUGGCUUCCUUCGCAGCAGAAAUGAUGAAAUCUGAGUACAGUCAGGACCGCAUUGAUGCAGUUUUGGUGAUGCAUAGAUUGACAUCCCAAGAGGACCAUAGAACAAGAACACUAUCCCAGAUACAAUCCUCACCGCUCUGUGUUUCCAGGCUGCUUGACAUGGUUACCUCAAACUCAAAGAGCCGCACUGAUCAGAGGACAAGAAUAUGCAUCGCAGAAAUUGUGGCACAUCUUGCUAGCAACUUGUGCCUGGCUGACAUAUCAGGAGCAACAGAGUCCAUAUCUUCCAUGAUUGAUCCCUACUUUAUGAAAAUAUUAGCACCAGCUACCAAUGUCAACAUUGGCCAUCAGACAGCUAUUGACAUCACAACUGACCAGCAGGGGGCUAUUCAGUCAGCCAGCGCUACCAAUGGAGGAGAAAGCAUCGGAUUUUGUAUUUAUCUUAAGAAAUUAAUGGACAUGGUAGCUCCGCAUACUGCAGAAUUCAUCAGAAAUAGACAGCAAGAAACUCCUCGAUCCUCCAGGACUACCAGUGGAGCUGAAAGCAAACCUCUAAUUAUCCAUGGCCUGUUGAUUCUUGCCAAGCUUGCAGUUAACCCGGACAACUGCAAACACAUAUAUGAUUACAAGGGUCUCUUCUCCAAGAUCAUAUCCCCAGUCAAAACUAAAGUGUAUGAGAUCCUCAGAGAUGAUGGUAUCACCAUGGAAAUAACUGAGAAGGCACUGGAAGUGGUGAGCAUGCUUGUCAGUGGCACAGAUGAAACCAGUGAAAAGAUACGCCGAGAUAUUUGUAGCAACGGGAUAGUAGCACAACAUAUCUGCUCAAUCUUGGAAAAGGACCACAUGUACAACAAGCUAAAGGUUCCAGCAACAAAGAUCCUAAUGGAGCUAUCUUUGGAUACGUCCACUCAAGCUACCCUUGGACUUGAUGGCGUAGCUGAAUUCAUUAAUGACUUGAUGGACAUCUUCUUUGAUGCUGCUAAUGAGAGUCAAGAACUCAAGAAGACCGCAGGGGAAGCAUUGGCAGUACUGGCAAUGGACAAUGCCAAUUGUAUGACGAUCACGAAUUUCAGCUCAGAGACAAAAACUUCAGUUCAGCUGCUCACAGAUAUGAUUCCUGCGGUAAACGCCAGAUUAUAUCAAACUACCAUAGCACAACUGCUGAUGCAACUUUGUGCAAGUUUUAACCCUGCAGAAAGGGAGGAGCAUCUCGCAUCAGUCAAAACAAUUCUACAUGAGGUACUCAAAGUUAUAUGCAACAUUGAACAAGCAGCAAAUGCAAAUCAGGUGGGUUCUCCCCAGCAUAACCUGGGCCAGCAACAAGCAGCAAACACAAAUCAGGCGGGUUCUCCCCAGCAUAACCCGGGCCAGCAACAAGCAGCAACCGCAAAUCAGACGGGUUCCCCCCAGCAUAACCAAGGCCAGCAACAAGCAGCAAACACAAAUCAGGUGGGUUCUCCACAGCAUAACUCAGGCCAGCAACAAGCAGCAAACGCAAAUCAGGCGGGUUCUCCCCAGCAUAACCCAGGCCAGCAACAAGCAGCAAACACAAAUCAGGCGGAUUCACCACAGCAAAACUGGGGCCGGCCCCCAUUUUCUCGGGCAUUUUAUCGCUUGAACAGUUUUCUCGGGGCUCACCACUCUCACGCUGCUAACAGAAACAAUCCCAAUGACAAUUUGCCGGCUGUUACUCAGCUUGUAGGUGCUAGAAGAAAAUCCCUGGCAGCCUUCUUAGGCCUUACAUUGGAGAUAUGUGACAAACUGGAGAUCAGUCCAGAUGAUUUUGAUGAUGCGCUUGCGCUCAUUCCUCUUUCCAUGGAUGACUUUGUGGAUAAACUGAAUCAUAUAAUAGAACAGUGCAAGGGCCACUCUGUUGAUAGCUUGGAAGGGAAGGGCCCCUCAGUUGAGUAUCUGAUAAUAAUCAAGGCAGUGACAAAGUUAUGUACAUGGAUGAUGGAAAGCAAGCCAGACUGCAUUACAGUAUUCCAAAACAAGAACACUAGCACAAAACUGCAAGGUGCCUUGGAGGAUAUGAGAGACCUGGAACUAGGUAUGCUCCUUACCGGCAGUGCAGGGGACAUGGCUAAUUACCAAACCCUUUCAAACAUCGUGGGUGUUGCACGGCAGAUGAUGGAUGCUAAUGUGCAAGUUUAA
This is a messenger RNA of Triticum turgidum subsp. durum (durum wheat), 3111 nucleotides long. The record is from the annotation of a GenBank genome assembly. NCBI's taxonomy places the organism in Eukaryota, Viridiplantae, Streptophyta, Magnoliopsida, Poales, Poaceae.